This is a messenger RNA of Nannizzia gypsea CBS 118893, 321 nucleotides long. Its product is annotated as stress responsive A/B barrel domain-containing protein. Bases 1 to 321 code for a protein of 106 amino acids. The record is from RefSeq and is a predicted model, not a curated record. The transcript has 2 exons. NCBI's taxonomy places the organism in Eukaryota, Fungi, Ascomycota, Eurotiomycetes, Onygenales, Arthrodermataceae.
AUGACUAUCUGCCGUGUUACCCUUUUCAAGAUCCCCAAGGAGGAGGAUCGCAAGACCGUCCUUGCUUUGUACCGCACAAUGCAGAAGGAUGCUCUCAAGGAUGGUGCCCCUUAUAUCCUCUCCGUCAAGGCGGGGUCAACCUUCGAGGACCAGCGCCGUCAGGGAUUCAACCUCGCUGUCGUGUCUGAGUUUGCCAGCGAGGAUGACAUGAAGUUCUAUGACAACGACUGCAAGGCCCAUGCCGCGUUGAAGACCGUUGCGAAGCCAUUGCUGGAGGGAAUCAUGAUGACAUACUUCGAGCCGAUUGAGACCUCUAGCUAG